AUGCUAGACUGUUUCUCCAGGCCAGCUGGUGUGAACCUUCGCCUACUGCCAUCACUGGCACCUCCAGGUGAUGGGUGUCACCGCAUUUGGCGGCGUUCGCACAAAAAAUGCCGUGAUCAAACGGAUGAGGUGAAGGAGUGGUACAGCCACAAGCGCCACGUUCUGGUUUUCACCUACAGUGGGAAACCUGUUUACUCGCGCUAUGGCGAAGAGGAUGGUCUCAGUGGCACCACCGGUGCGCUGUCAGCCAUUGUGUCCAAGAUGGCCAAGUUCUUCUUUUGCGACAGUACCACAACGGAUUGUUUAAGGUACAUGACUGCGGGCGAGCACGUCUUUACCUUUCUGGAGAGGGGACCCCUGUGGUUGGUCUGCAUAUCAUGCAGUGGCGAUCUCUAUGGUGACAUGGUGUGCUUGCUGGAGCGCGUCCACAUGCAAAUCAUCACCAUCCUCACAGCUGGAAUCGAAAGAACCCUAGUCAGCCGCCCCAACUACGACAUGAGAGGCCUGCUUGGAGGCACGGAGCAGGUCGUCAACAGCAUGAUUCGAUGGUGUGUGCAGGACAUGUUCUUGCAGUGCGAGGGUUUUGAAGCACUUCCUCUGGCCCCGAGUGUGCGAAACGCGGCAACGGAGGCAUUGAAGUCAGCGAGACUUCCAAAUGUUCUUUUUGCUUUUCUGAUGGCAGGGCAUCGGGUCCUCAGUGCCGUCUCGAACAGGCAGUACCGCCUAAACGCUCUGGAUCUGGGCAUGGUGAUCAACAUCAUCAUGUCGUCUGCUUCACUGCGGACGGGAGAGUCGUGGACACCUGUGUGCAUGAGCCAGUACAAUGACAAGGGCUUUGCCUAUGCAUACAUCUCUUUCCUGGAAGGUUCGGAUGUUGGGGUGGUCUUCCUAUCCACAGCUUCAGACGGAGAGCAGUUUUACGCAAUUUCACAACAAGCUGCCAUGGUGAAGGAUGCGUUGAAGCAGCCCGGCUGUGCUGAGGGCAUCGAGGAAGCAAUCUCAAAAAGUCCGAUUGACCUGGCAUCAGUUUCUCGGGGGACGCUCAACGCUCCUGCAGAAUCCAGCCCAGGUACGCGUGCUUCAAUGCCAAGAAGAUCACUCCUGGCCCCUGGAAACCCGCAGUGGCAGCUGCUGGAGGGUGUCAUACAUGCCGCGUACUAUGUGCCAGCUUUGCAGCAGUACUUUUCAUCACAAAUCGCCGAGGCGUACCAGUCGAGACGCAGAGUAAAAAUGCUUUUCCGAAAUUAUGGACGUUGUCGUCAACUACUGCGCAAUGCCAAAGUGCCGUGCCAGAUAUGCGUUGCAACGGACCAUGAGUGUUUCUACGUGUCCAUGGCAGCCGACUACCAGCUUUUCCUAUCCGUUCCGCGAGGGAUCUCAACCGGAGUCAUUGCUCAGUUCUAUCACUGGGUACGAAGCCAGGAGUCUCACAUCUUCUUGCAGAUUCCGACUUGGUGA
Messenger RNA from Symbiodinium necroappetens, 1458 nucleotides. The record is from the annotation of a GenBank genome assembly. NCBI's taxonomy places the organism in Eukaryota, Dinophyceae, Suessiales, Symbiodiniaceae.